This is a messenger RNA of Symbiodinium necroappetens, 852 nucleotides long. The record is from the annotation of a GenBank genome assembly. Lineage: Eukaryota; Dinophyceae; Suessiales; Symbiodiniaceae.
AUGUCCGGUGAAUCAACCUCAGAGCCUGCGGAGCAAGACAAAGGAGGUCCAGAGCAUCAAGUUCCAAGAUCCAGCCAGGAUAGCCCAGAAACCAUUCGCAUUGAGAAAGCAGAGAAGGUGUAUGGGGCCACAUCCGAACUGCAGGCAUUGCCCAGAGAAUCCAUGCCAGCACUUUCCCUGGCCAUUGUCGGUGUGGAGUGCGAUGAUAUCUCGUGCCAGACCUCUUCACCGAAAAGCAUUCUGGAUGCUAAGGGGCACAGUGGAAGCAGCUUUCUUCAAUUCCUUGAGUUCAUCCAACGCUUGGAAUGGUCCCAGAGACCAGUUGGCAUCAUGUGGGAAUGUGUGAAAAACCUGGACUCUCACAGGAAGACUGUGAAUGAAAAGGGGACAGAAGUCAUCAAGGACCUCAUGCGCAAGCAGGGGUAUGUGUCGAGCUUCCAGGUGGUCAACACGAAACACUUUGCUUUGCCACACAGCAGGAACAGGGUCUAUGGAAUCAGCUUGAAAAUGGACCUGGCGGGUCCGGGGGCUGAGCAGAAAGCUGGAGAGAAGCUCUCGUCAGCGUGGUUCGUCGUCCCCAGUGGAGACACUUUGCAACGACACAAAUGGAGAACAGUCCACCCAUGCCUUCUUCCGCAGAAGCGGUUUUUGUACUUGGACGAGAAUGGGCUGCACCUGAACAAGUCUCCGACAUUUGUGAUGAGCCUGCAAGGCCUGUCAAGCCGUGAGCUCAAAGCUGCAGGCCUGACAGAUCUUACAGUCAAGCAGGCCCAAGAGCUCGCUGGCAAUGGUUUCACAGCCAAUGUGGCUGCCAGUGUAUUGGUUUCCAUUCUGGUGUACAUCCUGGAAUAG